UACUUUUGAUAUAAGUAGAAAGAGGGAAACAUAUUUUGAGUCUUUAUUUGGAAUAUUUACAUUAAAAAGAAAAACCCUCCCAACAACCAUGGCCUCGUUUCCGGUGAAGCCUCUACCUUCCGGCCACUUACAGCUUCUUCACUGGAAUCUCGUUACUCCCCCGUCGAUGAUAUCCGCCGGUUUCAAAAGGCAGCAUAUCUUAGGAGUCCCUUCUUAUCUAUGUAUUGAUGAAUCUGUGAGGCAUAUGAGAAGCCUUAGGUCGUUGAACAACCGUCGGCGGGUAAGUAAAAGCGCCGGCGUGUCUAUGUCGGUUGCUUCGGCUGAGGAUUUGCCUGCGGUUUCUUGGGAAUCUUGGAAGCCUGACAAGAACACCUUAGCUCCGUCGCUAAGUGACGUCAUUUGGCCUGCAGCAGGAGCGUUUGCGGCAAUGGCGAUAAUGGGAAGAUUAGAUCAAAUGUUAAACCCUAAAGGGAUCUCCAUGUCGGUUGCACCACUUGGUGCCGUCUCUGCCAUACUCUUCACCACCCCUUCUGCUCCCUCUGCUCGAAAAUACAAUAUGUUCAUGGCUCAAAUAGGUUGUGCAGCCAUUGGGGUGCUGGCGUUCUCCGUCUUUGGGCCAGGCUGGCUUGCCCGCAGCACCGCUCUGGCAGCUUCCAUCGCGUUCAUGGUCAUCGCUCGUGCCAAUCAUCCUCCAGCGGCGAGUUUACCACUAUUGUUCAUAGAUGGAGCAAAGUUACAUAAGUUGAACUUUUGGUACGCAUUAUUCCCAGGUGCAGCCGCUUGUAUCCUCCUCUGCUUCCUCCAAGAGAUAGUGUGUUACCUGAAGGAAAACUUAAAAUUUUGAAAAAUGGACACAUGUUUAUAAAUAUAUAUACCUAUACAACACGUAUUGGUGGAGGAGAGAUCCUGCAUGUGAAGAUUUUUGGUUCAUGUUUAGACGUUAGUAGAUGGUCGACGUAUUUUCAUACCCGUAUAUAUAUGAAUACAUAUACAAAUAUAUAUAUAUAUAUAUAUAUACGUUUCCACGAAACUUGUAGUGAUCUACUUUUCUUUUCCGUUUUUGAUCUUUUAUGUUUCAACAAAAUAAUGUGUAUCAAUGUAUCAUCGUACAUAUAUAUAUAUAUAUAUAUAUAUACGCAUGGGAGAAUGUAGAAUAUUUUGCUUCACUUGGAAGAAAAUUAUUAUUUGUGGCACCGAACAAAACUUUCGAUA
This is a messenger RNA of Camelina sativa (false flax), 1212 nucleotides long. RefSeq lists its product as uncharacterized. NCBI's taxonomy places the organism in Eukaryota, Viridiplantae, Streptophyta, Magnoliopsida, Brassicales, Brassicaceae. The record is from RefSeq and is a predicted model, not a curated record.